AUGAGUCCGGGCGAGCGCGCCGCCCUCGGGCGCCGCGAACCCGCUCGCCCUCAAUACGCGUCUACGGCACCGGGAUUCCCACCACCGUACUACCCGCCCUAUGGCAUGCCCCAUCCGAACGCGUGGCUAGGUGCACCCCUUAUAUCCAUGGCGGGGCGGACGCCGCCGGCACGCAAUACUCCGGUAUCCAAGUUGGCGAUGCACGCUCAAGGCGCCCCACUCAUCAUACAGAACAGACACGAUAGAAGAAAAUUUACAACAGUGCCAGAACAGCGUAAUCACCGCCCAUCUGGACAUGUGGAGCAUGUCACAAGAAACAGAUGCGAAGCUUUAGAGGGAAACAGGCCGCACAACCAGCAACAACAAAUGCGUUCCACUCGUAGCGGACGCAACAACAACACGGAUGCGGUCAGUGUUGCUAGCGACGAAAGUUCCGGCUCCACGAAUUCUGAAACGAUGCUGCCUAGAAUAAUAAAACCACGUAAGAGACGUAAAAAAGACAGAAAACCUAAUAACAUUGUGCCGCACGAUAUGAAUACUACCGUGUUAGAAAUUAGCGAUGUUGGACAUUGUACGGUGAGCAGUAUGUCUCCAGUUUCCCAUGGCAUGUACGAAGAUUCUUACUGUCGCGAUGUUUCUAUACCAUAUCGUUUGGAUGUGAAGGUGUUACAAUAUUCUGAGCCUGCUCCAGAGACAUAUCGUGUUGCAGCUCUAGGAGAAGCUUUAGAAGCUACUCGUUUCGGUUUAGCAAAAGCAGCUUCACCUUCGGAAUCUGCUGUUAGUUCGUGCCAGUGUCGUUAUUGCGAUCCCGUGGGUCAAAUCUGGGAUGCUGAUUCAAUUGCGGACUUACUGGAUGAGAAUUCGAGUGGUGAUUUUGCUCCUACUAAAUUAGAGGAUUCGAUGAAAGUUGUCGGACCAUUAGGCAGACGUGGGGAUACUGUGCUACGGCGUAGUUGGAGCGAUCCGUCUUCACGUGUUCCUGAAAGACGUGAGGGUAUAAAUGGGGAUCCUUUGUCAUCACCCAAUCUAUACUCACUGUUCCCACCAUCGCGAAGAACCAGCUCACCUGAGUCUCGAUCUCCGCUCGCGUUAGAAAUAUCCUCCGAAAUUGUUACGUCAAUGAACGGCCACCGCGAUUUGGAAAUCAAAUUAUUUUCGACCUCGCCCUCGGCCACGAAUUCCGACCGCCGCUCCUUCUUCGACGAUAAAAGUGAAAGUGCUGUGAACAGAUGUACAAUCGCGGAGUACGAUCUUAAAGUUAACAGUGCAGUGAACAGUGACGGGGCUGUGCUCGGUGUUAACGAUGGUAAAAAGAGUGACGAAGUGGAGUCGGGGUGUUCGACGGCGUUUGUGGCUACAGAACCCUCGCGUAAUAUUUGUGAUUUAGCCUUAGUUACUGCCUGA
Parnassius apollo (apollo) is the source of this 1404-nucleotide messenger RNA. The record is from the annotation of a GenBank genome assembly. Lineage: Eukaryota; Metazoa; Arthropoda; Insecta; Lepidoptera; Papilionidae.